AUGGCUGACACGACCUCACUCAAGUACACGACGUUUGACGAGAUUGAUGCCAUUCAUGCUACGCUCCGUCAAAGUUUCAGAACGGGGAAGUUGAAGUCGAUUGCAGCCCGCAAGGUUCAGAUCCUGCAGCUAGCCUAUCUUAUUCAAGAUAAUUACGACCGGUUUAAAGAAGCGUUCGCUGCUGACCUCGGUCGGCCUACACUCGAGACUGCCUUCUUGGAACUCGACUCUACCGUCAGCGACUGCAAGAUUGCCUACGACCGUGUCGAGAAAUGGGCUCAAACGGAGAAGGCGCCGUUCAGUUUCAACUUUUUCGCUAUGCGUCCCGUCAUUCGUAAGGAACCGAAAGGUGUCGUUCUCUCCAUUAGUCCAUUCAACUACCCUGUAUGGCUCGCUCUUGGUCCUAUGAUUGGCGCGAUUGCAGCGGGCAAUUGUUUCGUUCUCAAACCGUCUGAGCUGUCUCCUGCUGUUAGUGGACUCAUCGCUGAGCUAGUCCCAAAAUAUCUGGAUCCUGAUGUGGUUCGUGUCGUGCUGGGCGCUGUGCCGGAAACCACGAGGUUGCUGGAGUUGCCAUGGGCUCACAUUCUCUACACUGGCAGUGGUCGCGUGGCCAAGCUCGUUUGCGCUGCUGCUGCAAAAACACUUACGCCUGUCAGCACCGAGCUCGGUGGCAAGUCUCCCGUUGUGAUCGACCCUAAAUGUGAUCUGAAGACUGCCGCUAAACGCAUCAUGUGGGGUAAAUGCGUUAACGUGGGCCAAACUUGUGUCGCUCCAGACUACAUCCUUGUUCCACAAGAUGCGCAGGACGAGGUCGUUCAAGCCCUCAAAGCCGCACACGAUGAGUUCUAUCCAUCCGGCCCUUCGGCUGCAGGGGUAUUUGGUCGCAUCGUCAACCAUACCCACUUCCGACGCCUGAAAGGCCUGCUCGACAGGACCGCAGGUGAGAUCGCGUUCGGAGGCGAGACCAACGAGAGCGACAAGUAUAUUUCUCCCACCAUUGUCAAGAAUGUCAAGGGAGAUGAUUCUUUGAUGAGCGAGGAAUUGUUUGGCCCUAUUCUGCCCAUUGUGCCAGUGAAGAAUAUCGACGAAGCUAUCGCAUUCAUCAAUGACCACGAUAACCCCCUUGCCUUAUAUGUCUUCUCCCAAGACGCUGCGUUCAAAGCCAAAGUCUUCGACAACACUCUUAGCGGUUCGGCGGUAGCGAAUGACACUUUGGUCCAUUGCGCUGUUGACGGGCUUCCGUUUGGCGGUAUUGGUCCAAGCGGGUCGGGUUACCACACCCGGAAAUACACCUUCGAUUUGUUCACCCACCUCCGGUCCUCCCUUGAUUCCCCUUCAUGGGUGGAUAGUAUCUUCGGGAGCCGAUUUCCACCAUAUACGGCAAAGAAGGAGUCCUAUCUCAAGUCACUCCUUGGUGUCAAGUUGCCUCCGCGUCCCCGCCAACUUGCCAACGGGACUGACAAGGUAGGCAAAGGCAGCUAGGCCUCCAGCUGCUGACGCGUGUUGAUAAAAGGCUUCCAGAGCCUAGCCCUGUGCGAUGAUGGUCGGCGGUGUUAUUUUGUGGUGUUGAUUGCUGUGUUCGUUUUAGCAGUCGGAGUGACGCAGCUCCGGGUUUCGGAAUGGGCGAAGGAGGCAGUUGGUCUUUAGCUAGUAUUAUCCGAUCUUUUGUCUUGGUUCCGGCUCUAUUGUUUUCGUUUUGUUUACCUCACGGACCCUUACCGAUUAUCAUGCGCGUGACUGUCCGACGAAGCACGGCCUGUGUUCGAGUGGUCUAAUCUUGUAUAUGAUUACUAGAUGCACGGUACAAUGCUACAACAGUCCAUCCCCAUAUGUGUGGUAUAUCCCGAGCCGUGAUGUCGUCUAUUAUGCAAUAAUAAUUUAGGUUUAGAUAGACCUCCUCCAGGUUGACUGGUCUGCCUCAGGGUGAUGCGAUGAACGUGAGGAGACUU
Messenger RNA from Pisolithus orientalis, 1949 nucleotides. RefSeq names its product NAD-dependent aldehyde dehydrogenase. Gene Ontology annotation, molecular function: aldehyde dehydrogenase (NAD+) activity. Lineage: Eukaryota; Fungi; Basidiomycota; Agaricomycetes; Boletales; Pisolithaceae. The record is from RefSeq and is a predicted model, not a curated record. The transcript is spliced from 15 exons. Bases 1 to 1482 code for a protein of 493 amino acids. Gene Ontology annotation, biological process: aldehyde metabolic process. Gene Ontology annotation, cellular component: cytoplasm.